GUAUCAGAUUAACUCCCCGGGUCGCAGACCUCAUAUCUGUUUGGCUGAUUUUGCUAUCCGUCAGCGCUGUCUGGCUUUCAUUGGCUACUUCUAAAUUUCCGCUUUAUGUGUAUCCUCCUGUCUCCCAUUCUCAGUUUUCCUUUAAUCUGCCAGCUCCGACCUUCUUCUUGGUUGCGCUCCUGUCCGCUUUAUUAGUUAUUUGUAUUUGUACGGAAUAUUAAAUCAUUUAGGAUAAACAUGGACGAUUUCGAUUUAAACGCUCCGCAGGCCGCCACCGGGAAUGGCUUAUGUGAGGAGGAGGACCCCGCUGCUGCUUUUCUGGCUCAGCAGGAGAGCGAGAUCGCAGGGAUCGAGAAUGACGAAGGUUUCAGCAUCCUGGACAGCGGAGAGAUCCCGUCCUCGCUCAGCAACCUGACAGGUGACCCGAACCAGGACUUAAACGAUGCCAUUGAUGGAGCAGUGAAUGGAGAUCUACACGAGGAGAGCAACGGCCCAUCUGACACCUAUGCAGCGAUUUCACAGGUUGAUCGGCUACAUUCUGAGCCAGAGAGCCUUCGAAAGUGGAGAGAGGAACAGCUGGAGCGUCUGGCGCUCUUGGAUGCAAACUCCCGCAAACUAGAAGCAGAAUGGAAAGAGAAAGCUAAAAUAGAUCUGGAAGAAUGGUAUUGCAGGCAAGAUGAGCAGCUAGAGAAAACAAAAGUGAACAACAGGGUACAAGAUGAAGCUUUCUACAGACAACCCUUCGCUGACCUGAUUGGUUACGUAAUCAUUACCAAGCACCAAGUAACUUCACAGAAAGACUACCUCAGGAUAAGUAGUCAAACUGUUUCAGUAUCUUAUACUGACCACACAAACAUAAACCAUCCUUGCUACCGCCUAGAACAGGAAGCAGAGGAGGCCUUGGUGACAGAUCUCGAUGAGAACAAUCCAGGCACUGAGUGGGAGCGUGUGGCCCGUCUCUGUGACUUCAACCCUAAAUCCAGCAAGCAGGCAAAGGAUGUGUCUCGUAUGCGUUCAGUUCUCAUCUCUCUUAAGACGUCCCCUCUGGUCCACUAAGGGCACAAAGCACAAAAACAUUGCUAUUACUACAAGCAUUGCAAUAUUUUAACUUUCAAACUCAGAGAAACUUGUGGUUGCAGUAUAUGAAUCCCCCUUUUAAUAAUGUUGAAAUGUCCUUUUUUGUUUCAGGACCAAACCGUCACUGUGCAUUUACUAGUAAAGCUGAUUAAUGUUUAUGAUUGGAUGUUGUAUGGUCUGUAAUUUUUUUUUCUCCCCUGAAUGAAUUAAGAAAUGCUGAAAUUAAAUGGAGUUGUUCCAGACCCAA
Polyodon spathula (Mississippi paddlefish) is the source of this 1324-nucleotide messenger RNA. Its product is annotated as clathrin light chain A-like. NCBI's taxonomy places the organism in Eukaryota, Metazoa, Chordata, Actinopteri, Acipenseriformes, Polyodontidae. Gene Ontology annotation, cellular component: postsynaptic endocytic zone cytoplasmic component; synaptic vesicle membrane; clathrin coat of coated pit. Gene Ontology annotation, molecular function: structural molecule activity; clathrin heavy chain binding. The coding region runs from base 238 to 1056 and encodes 272 amino acids. The record is from RefSeq and is a predicted model, not a curated record. The transcript has 8 exons. Gene Ontology annotation, biological process: clathrin coat assembly; intracellular protein transport; clathrin-dependent endocytosis.